Messenger RNA from Marmota flaviventris (yellow-bellied marmot), 1889 nucleotides. It is a transcript of the gene Kin, whose product is annotated as Kin17 DNA and RNA binding protein. Gene Ontology annotation, molecular function: double-stranded DNA binding. NCBI's taxonomy places the organism in Eukaryota, Metazoa, Chordata, Mammalia, Rodentia, Sciuridae. Gene Ontology annotation, cellular component: nucleus. The record is from RefSeq and is a predicted model, not a curated record. Gene Ontology annotation, biological process: DNA replication; DNA damage response.
AUACUGUGCUCCUAAAAGUGGUCGCUGCGGUGGUCACGAUGGGGAAGUCAGAUUUUCUUACUCCCAAAGCCAUCGCCAACCGGAUCAAAUCCAAAGGACUUCAGAAGCUGCGUUGGUAUUGCCAGAUGUGCCAGAAGCAGUGCCGGGACGAGAAUGGCUUCAAGUGUCAUUGUAUGUCUGAAUCUCAUCAGAGACAGCUAUUACUUGCUUCCGAAAAUCCUCAGCAGUUUAUGGAUUAUUUUUCAGAGGAAUUCCGAAAUGACUUUCUAGAACUUCUCAGAAGACGCUUUGGCACUAAGAGAGUCCACAACAACAUUGUCUACAAUGAAUACAUCAGCCACCGAGAGCACAUCCAUAUGAACGCCACUCAGUGGGAAACACUGACUGAUUUUACCAAGUGGCUGGGCAGAGAAGGCUUGUGCAAAGUGGAUGAGACACCAAAAGGCUGGUAUAUUCAGUAUAUAGAUAGAGACCCCGAAACUAUCCGCCGCCAACUGGAACUAGAGAAAAAGAAGAAGCAAGACCUCGAUGAUGAGGAAAAAACUGCCAAAUUUAUUGAAGAACAAGUGAGAAGAGGUCUAGAAGGAAAAGAACAGGAGGUCCCUGUUUUUACAGAAUUAAGCAGAGAAAAUGAUGAAGAGAAAGUCACAUUUAACCUGAAUAAAGGAGCAUGUAGCUCAGCAGGAGCAACGUCUUCCAAAUCAGGUUCUUUAGGACCAAGUGCACUCAAGACACUAGGGAGUACAGCUUCAGUGAAACGAAAAGAAUCUUCCCAGAGCUCAGCUCAAUCUAAAGAAAAGAAGAAGAAGAAAUCUGCACUUGAUGAAAUCAUGGAGAUUGAAGAGGAAAAGAAAAGAACAGCCCGAACAGAUUACUGGCUACAGCCUGAAAUCAUUGUGAAAAUUAUAACCAAAAAACUUGGAGAGAAGUAUCACAAGAAAAAGGGUAUCGUUAAGGAAGUAAUUGACAAAUAUACAGCUGUUGUAAAGAUGAUUGAUUCUGGAGACAAGCUGAAACUUGACCAGACUCAUUUAGAGACAGUAAUUCCAGCACCAGGGAAAAGAAUUCUGGUUUUAAAUGGAGGGUACAAAGGAAAUGAAGGUACCCUAGAAUCCAUCAACGAGAAAACGUUCUCAGCUACAAUAGUCAUUGAAACUGGCCCUUUAAAAGGACGCAGAGUUGAAGGAAUUCAAUAUGAAGACAUUUCUAAACUUGCCUGAGUUUGAAAAUUUGUUAACAAUACAUUAAAAUUCUAAAGCAUCAAAUUGGUGUUUGCCAAGGCAUUAUGAGACUCUACUGUGUUAGGGUAUUUCUUUUAUAUAAAACAAAUGGAUUUAUUUAAAUAUUACUGUAUAGUUGUUUAGUGAAACUUAUAGAAAAAUCUAAUUAUGUGUACUGAAGUAUCAAGACUAUGUAAUUUUUCCUUGUUUUUUUCUUUUAUUUGUAAUAUAUCCUUGAUUUUUUAUUUUCAUUAAAGAAUGUUAUUGGAGAGUGUUUUAUAUUGGACAAUUUAGAAUCAUAUAAUCAGAGAAAAUCUUUCAUGUACUCUAAAUUUAUAUUUUCCAUAGUAGAAUAGUAAAAUUGAACUCUAAGUAUAAAUUUUAAAAAGCCAAGCUACAAACAUAAUAGUAGCUUUAUUGUGAUAUAAUUUAUACAGUGUACAAUUUACACAUUUAAAAUAUACAGUUCAGUGGUUUCCUAUAUUUACAGAGUUGUGCAACCAUUUCCAUAUCUAAUUUUUUUAGGAUAUUUUUAUCAUCCUGGAAAGAAAGCCUGUACACAAUCUUUAUUCCUCCCAGUCACUCCCCAGUUUCUGGCAACCAUUAAUCUACUUUCUGUCUUUAUGGAUUUGCCUUGUCUAGACAUUUUAAAUAAAUGGAGUAACCUAA